UCAUGACGUUAUCGAAACACAUUUGCAUUGUUGAAUCUUAAAUGGAUCUACUGAAACGAAACUGAGUUUAAAACGCAUGAAAUGUAAAAUACGAAAUAAAAUCCAUCGGGGUGAAAGUAAAUGCCGACGUCAAGUCAAGUUUUGAUUUUGCAGAAAAAAAUUCCCGGCAUAUCUCUACCCGAGAUUUCCUCAGUAAAAUGUACCGUUGCGGGAGUUUACCAUUUGGGCGGAUGCAUGCCUCUAACCGGGAAAUCUGUAGCAGACGUAGACGCUGUAAACAUUUUAGGGCGGGAAUCAGCACAGUUGUUUAAAUACCACAAUUUACCACAGGGUUAUUCGAGUAUUCUUUCGCUAGACAAACUCAGCGGGUUUUUGCAAUGGCAGGCACUAGGAGGUGAUGACCGUCCACAAAUCUCUGGAUCAGAGGGAGGGAUCCAAAGGCGGUGCAUCAGUGGUUCAGCAGCAGAGUAUCCAGGAUAUAAAAUCGGACAGAGACCGCGUUCUGCUAACUCUGGCAAGUCGUCAAAAGUUCGCCUGAACCCCUUUGUAUUUGAUUCUCUAAUAAAACUUGGAUUCAACAGAUAUACUCUGCUUAAAAAAGCUGACAUUGUGUUUGACGGGUUCUCAUCAAGAAAGGUUGUGAGUUCGAAACGCUGUUCUAAAACAACGCAAACGGAGACCUUGACUGGUAGCAAUUUCCCUCAACAACAAUCUGGGGAAGAACACAGAACAGGUGUAAAUGAGGCCGUUAAUAAGGCAGACUCAAAAGACGAUCUUUCUGAUUUCGGUAGUGACAAUGAUGAACUGUGUGAAGAAAACCGUGUGAAACCUUCAAUGCACAUGCGCAGAGACGUUCCCGAGUUAAGGCCACGUGCGGCCAUCUUUAGUUUUCGCGACAACGAAUUCACAACUCAUGCAGAGGUUAAGUACUUAAUUGAAACGCAAAUUGGGGUCCGUGUAAAGUCAAUCCAGUUCGAUCCUUUAGAUGUGCGGACAGGCAAGCCAAAAGUGCACAGCAGAUGGAUUGUGGAUUUUUUCAGUGACUGGGACCUACAUGAAGCGUUAAAAAAUGGCCUUAAAGUUGGAAAGGAUAAACUAUUGUUCUUUAAGCAUGACGACAUAGCUAAGCGCGAAGUGUCUUCAUUCAAAUAUUACAUGGCAGUGCAGAACGCAAAGAAAGCGCUGAAAAGCAAAUCACUUACAAGCAGAACUAUACCAAAACGUCCAGCAAAAUCAGUAAAGAGUCUUAAUUAAUAUCGCAUCGAAUCAAUGACAAAUCCUUUUCUUAGGUUCAAAGCAUUGUUUAAUAACAUGGAAGAUAACUCUUUAUUAAAUCAUGAUAUAAUCA
Molecule: messenger RNA, 1348 nt
Organism: Ruditapes philippinarum (Manila clam)
Lineage: Eukaryota; Metazoa; Mollusca; Bivalvia; Venerida; Veneridae
Exons: 2
Coding region: 121-1254 (377 amino acids)
Source: RefSeq, a predicted model, not a curated record